Molecule: messenger RNA, 2551 nt
Organism: Monopterus albus (swamp eel)
Lineage: Eukaryota; Metazoa; Chordata; Actinopteri; Synbranchiformes; Synbranchidae
Gene: gjd4
Product: gap junction protein delta 4
Exons: 2
Coding region: 961-2169 (402 amino acids)
Biological process (GO): cell-cell signaling
Cellular component (GO): connexin complex
Molecular function (GO): gap junction channel activity
Source: RefSeq, a predicted model, not a curated record
UGCCGGAUCCCCUUCCAACCCUGAUUCAAACCCAGGCCGCAGCGGCGAGAGCGCUGCACCUUAACCACUAGCCGAUUAAAGUGUGAUGUAAUAUUUUCAGUGUAUAAACUAUAAUAGUGGAUGUUUGCCUUAUGAUCAGCUGGACUCCCAUUUUUCUUAAAUACAUCACUGUAUGCAGAAAAUUAGAGCCCAAACCUGGAAAUGUCUGAAAAUUAACCAAAAACAUCAUUUUAAUUCAGUUUUCCUGUUCAGGUUUAGUUCACAUGUGACAUUAGCCUACCCUGCAUCAGGACUCUAACUUACUUUAUCAUUUCACUGGUAAGUUCCACAUCUGUGACUGAAGUUAUGUUGUUUGUCAAGUCAGUGAGGUCAGUGCGAUUUCCAUCCUGACCAGCAGCUGAGAGAAGGGACAGGGAUGUACAUGUUGCUCUGACCCAGAGCACUUGCACAUUAAGUAUAUAAAAAGAUGUCAUGAUUUGGAAAGAGAGUUGUUGUCUUGCAUGGUGCUCUGAGUGAGAAUGAGGAGCAAACCCAUGUCUUUAGGAAAGUACCGAUGUUGCUGAGGUGGGUCUUAUGAUGGAAAAUUUACUCCUGACAGCAAGACCUCAAGUCUGUGGCAUCCUGUUGGCAGGUUACUACGUGUGUGCCAUUGCUUUGUGCACUGAACUCUACCUCUGCAUAGUUCUCCUUUUCUCUUUAUUUUCAACUCUUAAAAUGGCAAUUUAAUGAUGAGUUUCUGUGCUAACAUCAAGUCAACUGCUCUAACACUUUGCCAUUUUUCACUGAUACUUUCAACAAGUUUCACAGUAUUCUGCUGUCAAUGUAUUAUAUUUUUUAUAGUGAGUCCCUCAUUCUGAAUUUGCCAAACUCAGAUCUCUUACCCUCUUUGUUCUCUCUUCUUCUUGUUAGGUUUUCAACCAUGAUUUAAAGAACUUCUCUAAUGUCUGCUCUUCUAAAGAAAUGUUUAGAAAAUCAUGGAAGGUGUGGCUCAUUGUGAUGAUCUUCCUCCGGAUCCUGAUACUCCUUUUUGCUGGUUACCCCCUCUACCAGGAUGAACAGGAGCGAUUUGUGUGUAACACCAUUCAGCCUGGUUGUGCCAAUGUGUGCUAUGAUUUCUUCUCUCCCAUCUCUCUCUUCCGCUUCUGGCUGGUGCAGCUCGUCACCUUGUGUUUCUCCUACAUCAUCUUUAUCAUCUAUGUGGUCCAUACAUUGUCAAAUGCCCUCACUGUGGAUCUGAACUCUUGUGGUCACAUCAAAGACAUGUCACUGUUCAAGAUCCACCAGGAGCCUUAUAGCAAGAUGUCUGAAAACAAAAUGCCUGUGGUGGCUGAGCGAGGCUGGGCCCCAUGCUUCACUGGAGCAUAUAUCCUACAUCUGCUGCUCAGGACUUUGCUGGAGACAGGGUUUGGAGCAGCUCAGUACUAUCUGUUUGGUUUCUACAUCCCCAGGAGGUUCCUUUGCCAGCAUCCACCAUGCACUACCCAAGUGGACUGCUACAUUUCCAGGCCCACUGAGAAGACUGUGAUGCUCAACUUCAUGCUUGGUACAGCUGCUCUGUCCCUUUUUCUAAAUGUGUUAGAUUUCAUUUGUGCCAUCAAGCGCUCAAUGAGGCAAAAAAGCAAGAGGAAUAUGAUGAUGGAGAAGAUAUAUGAGGCAGAGCAGUGCUUCCUUUCAACCACAGAAGGCUCCAGGGAACUUGACUUAAACACCCGAGUGGCUCAGCGAGAUAUACAGGGAGAAGCUAGUCAAUCAGGGAGUUUCCGGAAGAGACAAGGCAGCUCUGGCUCUUGUGCAGGGGUAGUGCUUACUCUAGGUCAUGAAUCACCUCUUCCUUGCCCUCAAGAACCUUCAGGCUGCAACACCAAUGGGAACAAUGACUAUUCUGUUUCCCAAGAGGGGACCCCAGAAAGGAGUGGCAGUAAGGUGGCUCUCUGUCCCCCAGAGCCACUGGGGACAUCCAAACCCAUCUGUGUUGGCAAACGCAGUCGGCUAAAACCGCCACCUCCACUCAGACAGGACCUUAGGCUGUCCCCAGGAAGGUCACCAACACCCACAGCAACAACAAUUUGUACCAGAAGGGUUGAUCAGUAUAUGCUGGUUGAGCUAGGUAGUGGCUCAGAGCUACAGACAAACAGUGAUGGGCAGGAAAAAAGAUCAGCGUGGGUAUGACUUGAAAAGAGUUAGAUUGAUUUAUUUCAGUUAUUUUGGAACAUAAAAACAGGACAAAUAAGUGUGAGUGCAAUACGAGAAACAAACUAAGAUGCUGUAAAGUUUACACAGUGGCAGCAACUGUUGAAGCCAACAUCUUGCCAGGUUUUCUACCUUAUUUUACAACACAAACUGUGCUUGAGAAGAAUCCAACACAGCAAUGCUUUUACCAGGACACCUUUGACAUGUAAGAUGGUUUUUAUCUUGCCAUUAGAUCACACAGACUGUGCAUUUUCUUUGUCAGUGAUGCAAAGUGGACACAACAAGUCAAGAAUAACAAGAUACUCUAACCUGUUAAGCUGGGACAAUGACAGCUGCUGGUCAUUGUGACCUGGCUUUGCAG